This is a messenger RNA of Scutellospora calospora, 429 nucleotides long. NCBI's taxonomy places the organism in Eukaryota, Fungi, Glomeromycota, Glomeromycetes, Diversisporales, Gigasporaceae. The record is from the annotation of a GenBank genome assembly.
AUGUUGCGAAACCAAGAAAUUUUAUGCACUGAAAACAAAGUAGAAAUAUUCAAUGAUUUAUUAAGAACCGAAUGGAAAGAACCUGAGGUUCUGAAUGAAGAGAGCAAAGAAAUUACGGAAAACAAUAAUUCUAAUUUUAACUUGUUUUUGAAAGAAGUUCGAUCAGAUUAUCAAAAUGCUGAUCAACUAUUGCGAACUGCACUAGAUAAGUUUAAGGAUCAUUAUAAUUCAGCAAAAUCUAAAUCUGUCUCGUGGUUAUCUUCCUUCCUUUACGAUAUGAAUCACAAUCUAGACUCUAUGGUUCAUAUUAAAAGUGGUGCUCAUAUCUGUGUUCAAGUAGAAUCAAUUAAACGACAUAGUAUUAAGCAAAAAUUAGCUGUUGGAAAUAAAGAAAAUAAACAUCCAGAUCCCCACAUUAUCCCUGCUUGA